UCCCUGCCACAACAGCAAAAAACCUAAUGCCUGUGAAAGCUGUGAACGGAGAUAAACGGUUGAACAGUCAAAAUAUUUUCAGAUUUCAGCCUAGUUAUGCACUUCAAACUAUUGCUGGCUAAGCUUAUCUUGACUUUUCAAGCUGAUCGACUAGUGCUUCCAUCUAGUUUGUUAUGUAGAAGUUCCAAACUACGGUAUCUGACCAAACAGAUAUGACAUGCAUUCACAUGUGGGACAUUAAACUACGAGCUAUACUUUGACUGGCAUAUGAAUAACCUAUAAACCGGUGAAGACUUUUCUAAAUUAUAAGUGAACUAAUCAGAACAACAUAUAAACCAUCAUCCUUUACUCAAUUUCAGAGAAACCUUCAAUAGAAACGUGGGAGCGAACUAAUCAAAAAUAUUAUAUGCAUUGUGAUUUUCAACUCUCAAUACUAAACAAUACAAAUGGGUGACAAGAUUUAUCCAAAAUAUAAGCAACUCUGGUAUCACUUUCUUUCACUCUCAGACACUUGUCAAUACAAAGGACUAAACAAACUAUAUUUCUGUUUCUUAAUAAGCACUGCGUUUUCCAACUUUGAACACUUAAACAAUACAAAAUUCAGGUAGAAGUAUCCCAUUCAACGCUGAUCUCACCCACGAAAUAGUUUAUUUUUCUCAAACACACCUAAGUGUGCGCCGCUGUCACCCAUGAAAUAGUUAAUCAACAAUUAUACAAAUCAACUGUAAAUAGUAGCUCAUACAUAAGCACCAGUCUGAGGAUCCAUGGUCUAUCAAGCCUAGGGUACACAAUCAGAUAGCAACGAAGGAAAAUGGGAUAGCGUUGCCUAAGUUGGCAAGUUAGAAAGACAGCGCCGCAGGAAGUAACCACCAAGUUUCCAACCAUGAAAGAAGCAUUCAUCCUCCUGAUUCUCAUCGCCUUCAAAGUGGCGGCGCUAUCUGCAACCACUUCUGGGAUCUCCAUAGCGUUGCCGGGGUGCCCUGACAAGUGUGGCAACGUGUCAAUCCCAUACCCUUUUGGCAUCGGCAAUGGCUGCGCCGCAGCUAGCUUGAACAGCUACUUCACCGUCACCUGUAACAGCACCUUCCAACCCCCACGACCAAUGAUUGGUGGCCCUUCGGGGUUAUCAGAGAUCAUUGACAUCUCCCUGGAGCGUGCUGAGAUGCGUGUUUACGGCCCCGUCAGCUACAACUGCUUCGCGUCGAACACCACAAUCAUGGACAACUACACCAGCGGCUUCAACUUGGUGGGUACGCCGUUCAUCCCCUCAACCAAACGCAACCGCUUCAUGGUCAUUGGCUGCAACACCAUGGGUAUCAUUGGUGGCUACCUGCACAGCAACCCAGACCUGUAUGUGGCCGGCUGCUACUCCUACUGCCAGGGCAUCAACAGCACGUCUAACGGUGCCCCGUGCACUGGGAAGGGCUGCUGCGAAACCACCAUCACCCCAAACCUCACCGACUUUGCGGCGCUCUUGAUCAUCAACCAGAGCAGUGUAUGGACAUUCAACCCAUGCUUCUACGCUAUGCUUGCAGAGGUUGGAUGGUACAGCUUCAGGCAGCAGGACCUUGUCGGGCGUCUUGGGUUCAUCAACGAGAGAGCCAAGAGAGGUGUCCCUGUUAUUGCUGACUGGACCAUCAGAAAUGGCUCCUGCCCAAAGGAUGGAGCAACGGCGCCAAUGGGUUAUGCAUGUGUCAGUUCAAACAGCUAUUGUGUGGGUGCAACCAAUGGCCCAGGCUACAUGUGCAACUGUUCUGAAGGAUAUGAGGGCAAUCCUUAUCUCCCCAGAGGCUGUCAAGACAUAGAUGAGUGCAAGCUGCAUAAGCAAAACUCCAAGUAUACAGAAUUAUACCCAUGCAGAAAUGGGGUAUGUCGCAACAUACCAGGAGGUUAUGUAUGCAAAUGCGGGAUAGGAAAAAAAUCAGAUAGCAAAAAUUCCGGAUGUCAACCUGUGCUAACCCAAGCUGAACAGGUGGUUAUAGGUAAGCAACAUACCCGAGGGUAUACUCUUUCUUUAUCCAAGGUGCAUUUACAUGCUUUUGAUGAGUUGAAGCAUCAUAAUCAUUCUGCAGGCCUCAGUGUUUCCUCAGUUGUGGUGAUAGCAUUGGCAUGCCUGUUGGCCAUGAAAUUUCAAAGAAGAAAGCACAGGAAGGAGAAGGACGAGUAUUUUAAACAAAAUGGAGGUCUGAAAUUAUAUGAUGAGAUGAGGUCAAGGCAAGUGGACACCUUUCAUAUACUUACAGAGAAAGAGGUAAAGAAAGCCACAGAAAACUACAGCAACGAUCGAGUUCUUGGUUGUGGGGGUCAUGGAAUGGUUUACAGAGGAACUUUAGGUGAUGGCAAAGAAGUUGCCAUAAAGAAGUCCAAAGUAAUCAACGACGACUGCAGAGAAGAAUUUGUAAAUGAGAUAAUAAUAUUGUCACAGAUUAACCAUAGGAACAUCGUGAGGUUACUUGGUUGCUGCUUGGAGGUAGACGUUCCAAUGUUGGUGUAUGAGUUCGUAUCCAAUGGUACCCUCUUUGAGUUCCUUCAUAGCAAUGAUCAUAAAUCAAUAAUCCCAUUGGAUCUUCGACUGAAGAUUGCUACACAAUCAGCAGAGGCCCUUGCUUACAUCCAUUCAUCAACUUCUCGCACAAUUCUGCAUGGGGAUGUCAAAUCACUCAAUAUACUUUUGGAUAAUGAAUACAAUGCAAAAGUUGCAGAUUUUGGAGCAUCGGCACUGAAGCCCAUAGACAAGGAUGAUUUCAUCAUGUUUAUCCAAGGAACUCUUGGGUACCUUGACCCUGAGUCUUUUGUCAGUCAUCACCUUACUGACAGAAGCGAUGUCUACAGUUUUGGGGUUGUUCUUCUAGAGCUACUAACAAGAAAGAAGGCUAUAUUCAUUGAUAAUCUUAAUGAACAGAAAGCGCUAUCGCAUGCCUUCCUCAUGACGUUUCACCAGAAGAAGCUCCGCGAUAUAUUGGAUGAUGAUAUAAUAGAAGAUGAAGUUACGGUGGUGCUCGAGAAACUAGCUGAACUCGUCAUGCAUUGUUUGAACCCAAGAGGAGAUGAGAGGCCAACAAUGAAGGAAGUAGCAGAGCGUUUGCAAAUGUUGAGGAGAAUCCAGAUGCAGCAAGUCACCACACCAAAUCCUAUGAGGACGCAAUACCCUGAUGGAGAAUCAUCAAUGUCUAUAGCUUCUGACGAAAUGAAAUACCAGAGCACCAACACAGCCAAAUUGGUCCUAGAUGUAGAUCGUGCAAGAUGACUACUGUAUGUAUCUUCCUUGGCCUGCUGGGGUAACAGUGAAUGUACUUUCUUGUGAAACACUAGUCACAUCUUUCAUUAUCACUGUAUCUGUUUCUUUAUGUAUAAUGGUUAUCUCAUGAUUUCUAGGACAGCUCUGUAAUUAUGCUGCUGUGUGUACACAUAGUUCAUCAACAGUCAUGGAUUUUGUCUAUUUCUAGUACAAUUUCUUAGAAAUCUACCAGCUUCAAUUUUACUCACUGGUUCAUAUAAAAUAUUUAGUGCAUGUUGAGUGCAUACGUUUUAAGGCAUUUGGGCAUGAUUGGGUUGAUCUCCAGAAUAGUCUUGGCGUAUUACACACAUGCCCCGCAAAUUACUCUUUAGAAUUAAGAAAUUAUUAACCACCAGGCGAAAUCAUCUGCUCAUCUGCACCUAAGCCAGCUGCAAUAGACAAUGACAGCUGCUGGUCACCAGGCUGGAGCCCUAUAGCUGAGGCCAGCAGGAAAAGCACAUAGGUGAAGGUUGAAGCCCCGCUUUGCUCAUUGGUGAUGUUGAGCUGAAGGUUGGAUAUGCAGAACCCAGGAAAUGUAUUGUGGUCCAGAAAGCAUGAUAUCACUGAGCCCAAGGUGCUUUUAACCACCCGUAAGUGGACUUAGUUGAUGCGGCAUCAUAUAUCACGUACAGUUUUGGGUCGAGGACUGGGGCUGAAGAAGAUA
Molecule: messenger RNA, 3941 nt
Organism: Triticum urartu
Lineage: Eukaryota; Viridiplantae; Streptophyta; Magnoliopsida; Poales; Poaceae
Source: RefSeq, a predicted model, not a curated record